GACUUGGAGACGCACUCGCGUGCGGAGCAGAAGCUCGGGAGAAAAAUUGAAAUGUCCGCCUUUUCAGUAACGCCGUGACGUUGACGCGCCAAUGUACAGCGUCCGCUGGCCAAAUAAUACCUUACGCGUCGGUUUUAGCGAGAAAAAAUGAGACGGAAUGUAAAAGUGUUGUUGUUCCUAUGCAUUUCUUGGAUAUUUGUCGUUGUUUACUACCUUCAGACUGCGGAAGUUAGCAAGGGUGAAAACCGCGCCCUCCGACUCAAGGAGGGUUUCAGUUUGCAACCGCAAUACGAUGAACUGGGGCCAGCUCCGGGUGUACAGAUGGCCCUUCAGGGCAGCGCUGAAACCACAGAUGGGCGUCUUUCUUGGAACUAUUUCGACGAAGAAGGCUACGUUUCGAGAAGUGGGUUGAGGCAAGGAGAAGACCCGUAUAUCAGGAAUAGGUUUAAUCAGGAAGCUACAGAUAAUCUACCGAGUAACAGGGAGAUACCGGAUACUAGGAACCAAAUGUGUAGGAGGAAAAAAUGGAACGUAACUCAACUUCCAGCGACUAGUGUCAUCAUUACUUUUCACAAUGAGGCACGUUCCACUUUGUUGAGGACCGUUGUUAGUGUUCUCAACCGAAGUCCCGAACAUCUUAUCAAGGAGAUUAUAUUGGUGGACGAUUUCAGCGACGAUCCUGAGGAUGGGAAUGAAUUGGCGAAAAUCCAAAAAGUACGGGUGUUGAGGAACGAAAAGAGAGAAGGACUUAUGAGGUCCAGAGUGAAAGGAGCAGAUGCCGCUAAAGCUUCUGUUCUCACUUUUCUCGACAGCCACUGCGAAUGUAAUGUUAACUGGCUGGAACCCUUGCUGGAAAGAGUUGCAGAGGAUCCAUCCAGGGUUGUUUGCCCUGUAAUUGAUGUCAUCAGCAUGGAUACUUUUCAGUAUAUUGGUGCUUCAGCUGAUUUGCGAGGUGGUUUCGACUGGAAUUUAGUUUUCAAGUGGGAGUAUCUGAGCUAUGCAGAAAGGGAGAGCAGACAGAGAGAUCCUACUCAGGCCAUUCGAACACCAAUGAUAGCAGGAGGACUUUUUGUCAUAGAUAAAAACUACUUCAAUAGACUAGGGAAGUAUGACAUGCAGAUGGACAUUUGGGGAGGGGAGAAUCUCGAAAUAUCCUUCAGAGUUUGGCAAUGCGGAGGAAGCUUGGAAAUCAUUCCGUGCAGUAGGGUAGGUCACGUGUUCCGAAAACGUCACCCAUACACUUUUCCCGGAGGAAGUGGAAAUGUGUUUGCGAAGAAUACAAGAAGAGCUGCCGAAGUUUGGAUGGACGACUAUAAACAUUUCUAUUACGCUUCAGUGCCUUUGGCAAAGAAUAUUCCAUUCGGAGAUAUAUCCGAACGUGUUAGACUUCGCAACGAACUGCAGUGUAAGUCUUUCAAAUGGUACCUCCAAAAUGUCUACCCUGAGCUGUCUAUACCUCAUUCAACCACUUCCCACACUGGGGAGUUCAGACAAGGGAUGUUCUGUCUAGACACCAUGGGUCAUCUGUUGGACGGAUAUGUAGCUCUCUAUCAAUGUCACCACACUGGCGGAAACCAAGAAUGGAGUCUUACCAACUCGGGUUUGAUAAGACACCACGACCUAUGUCUGUCCUUGGCUAACUUCAUGAAGGGAGCUCAAGUGGUGAUGAGGGUCUGUGAUGGUUCUGACCACCAAAAAUGGCAUCGCAUUGAACCUGGUGGUCUUAUACGGCAUGCAAAAUAUCCCCUGUGUUUAGACUCUAGACUGAACGAUGUACGUGGUAUAACAGCUGAACGAUGUAAUAGUGCAUCGGACUCUCAAAAAUGGCAACUUACCUACUCUUCCUAAAGGCCAGUUAAGAUUAUUUUUAUUUUGUAUAUAGAUGUACAGAAAAGUCUGCCUGGGAUCAUUCUUAAUUAUUCUCAUACAGUCUUUCAUAUCGCCUCGAAAGACCAGGUCUAGUGAUGGGUGUCAUAGUAAUAGUAUCUAACAAUAAAUAUGCACUCUAUAUCUCAAAAACUACCAAACAUAUCCCAUUUGAAUUGAAUGAGCACUUGGUGUAUUUAUUGACACUUAUUGGUUGAGUAUAAUGCUAAUAAGAGACUGAAAAAAUAUUGUAUGCUUUUGAUCUAUAGUUUGAAUUGGUUAAACAAAAUAUAUAUGAUAAAAUAAUGGAAGUAAGGGAUAAAACAUUUCAAAACUUAUCUUAUACACCUGAAAAUUCUUGUAUGACCAAUGGUUUUUGAGUAAAGUUCCAAUGAUAAAGAAAACUAAACAAAACAAUCAAUCAGAAACUGAAAAAUUAAGCUUGUCCUAGUUGAAUCAAAUUUGUAUUAUAUCACUACAGAAUUUGAAAAGGUACUCUAUCCUAUAACCCAUCAAUAAAAAUUAGCAAAUAUUUGAUUUCUUUUUAAGAAUGAUCUUUGGACCUACCUUAUUGAUUUAUCGCAAUCAGCUAUGAAGAAACUGUGUUUUCUAUAUGUACAUAUAUUGAAUUUAUACAGACAUCAGAGAAAAAUGGGGUAUAGAGACGACUUAACAAUUAUUUUUAUUUCAAACGAUUCAACAUUUGUACUUAAUUCAAUGAAAAAAUGAAAAAAAUCUAUAAAUUAAAUACCUGAGUUUCGAAUAUGUGUUUCAUCAAAUAUAUCGAAAUGGAGAAUAGAGCCCUUAUAUCAUAUGAAUGUAAUCGUGAUAUGUAAAAUGGUUACCUAUGAAAAAGACACUUGAUAAUAGAUAUACAGAACUGUCACAUCACGUUAUGGGAUACAUUACUUAAUAGUUAGGUCCUCUAGGCUUUAUGUCCUGACGUAAAUGAAAAAUUACUUACCAUAAUCCUUAAUUGUAUGUAUGUAUAUUAUUUUGAUAUUUUGUUAUAUUUUGUAUAUAAAAGGCUUAUAUAAUUUGUUGAAUUUUUAAAUGAAUGAACACCUAGACAAAAGAAAUAUCUUGAUUGAGAAGAGACAAUAGAACAGGAUUGUAAAAUCCUGAAAUUUGGGUGAUAUAUUGCCAAUGAAAAAGUAAAGUUUUGUCAUUAAAGAGUGAGAAGUGUUACUGAAGUGCUCGAUAUAUACUAGUUCACUCAGAAGACUUUGUGAUGAAUGAAAAUUAGACCUGUCUAGUUAAUUAUUUUGUAAAUUAGAGUUGUAGCUUUUUAUAAAAAAUUUCUACUGAAACAGAUUUUUAAUGGAAACGGGUUAUUGAAUUACAUCAAUAUGAUUUAUUGUUUUGGUCUAAUAUUCAAAACUUGUGAUCUGACAUAUAAGUUAUAAUAAGUUGCAGUUUAUGUAACACACCCAGUAAUAAAAGAUCAGUACUUCAA
Messenger RNA from Harmonia axyridis, 3322 nucleotides. Its product is annotated as polypeptide N-acetylgalactosaminyltransferase 2-like. The record is from RefSeq and is a predicted model, not a curated record. The transcript is spliced from 9 exons. Gene Ontology annotation, cellular component: Golgi apparatus. The coding region runs from base 148 to 1848 and encodes 566 amino acids. Lineage: Eukaryota; Metazoa; Arthropoda; Insecta; Coleoptera; Coccinellidae.